Linum trigynum is the source of this 1695-nucleotide messenger RNA. The record is from the annotation of a GenBank genome assembly. Lineage: Eukaryota; Viridiplantae; Streptophyta; Magnoliopsida; Malpighiales; Linaceae.
AUUUAUUAUUUAAAUCUAUGGAUCAAUCCAUAAAUCAAUUGGAUUGUAUUUAAAUAAAUUGAAUUAUUUAUAUUUUUAAGUGGAUGGAUUGGUGUAUUAUAUUAUAUCACUAAUUGCCUCUUCAUAGUGUUGCACUUGGCUGUUGAAAUUGAUUAAUCUCUUUUUGAAUUUUUUGAUAUUCUAAAAGUUAAUUGGGGCAGCCCGAUAGAUUCGGGCAUGGCUUGGGCUCAGCAGGAAGUUCAAGGCCCGCUCACAGCCAGCGAGCCGUCGUCGUCUUUCUUUCGCCGCAACUUCUUCAUCAGGAUUGAUUGAUUCUGUCCAAUUUCCCGGAUGCCAAACAGAGCUUCCAUUCCAUCCCGCCGCAGCCAUCGCCAAUAUGCUGAGAAGGAAACCCACUAAAAUUGAGGUGACAAUCGAAGACAAAGAAGAGAUCGAAGAAGCCCGCAGUCGUGCCGCUGCCGCCGUCGUCGCCGCCCCUUCCGCCGCCGACGCUCUCGUCCGACUCCUCGAACGCACACAAUCCAGCACCACCACCAACAACCCCGCCGCCCCCUCCAAAUCCCAGCGCAUCGGCCUCUCCUCCUCUUGAAAUCUCACAAAUGGAAGUGGAGGUCAAGCUAGGGCUUCCGGACGCCGCCGCACACUCCAAAUUUAAAUCCCUGAUUUCAGAAUUUCACGUCAAGACCGUCAACCAGCAGAACCUCUUCUUCGACACCCCCGCCGCGGCCCUCGCAUCCGAGCGCGCCGUGCUCCGCCUCCGAUUCCUCGACGGCGUCACCCGCUGCGUCGUUUCGCUGAAGGCCAAGGCCGUUUUGGUCGACGGGGUGAGUCGGGUCGAGGAGGACGAGGAGGAGAUCGACCCGGUUCUGGGCCGGGCAUGUGCCGCCGACCCGAUGAAGCUGGGGUCGAUUGAUUCGAGGAUUGUGAAAAGGUGCAGGGAUGAGUUUGGCGAUGGGAAGGAGAUGGGCUUCGUUUGCUUGGGAGGGUUUGAGAAUGUGAGGGAUGUUUACCAAUGGAGAGGGAUGAAGCUGGAAGUGGACGAGACUAAGUAUGCAUUUGGAGUGAGCUAUGAGAUUGAGUGCGAGAGUGAGGAUCCUGAAGGGGUGAAGAAGGAGCUUGAAGGGUUUCUGAAGGAGAAUGGGGUUGAUUACAAGUACUCUGAGAUGUCAAAGUUUGCUGUUUUCCGAUCUGGGAAGCUACCAUAAGGGUAAGUGAUUAUCGUAAAGCUCUCAAAUUUUGCCUAUGAAUUUGGGAAUGGUGUGGUUGUAAGAUUGUCUGAGUGAAGAACACAGAGUACUGAAACAUGUUUUGUUACUUUGUUUGAUAAAGCUCUUAAAUUUUGGCUCUGGAUUUGGGAAUGGGGUGAUUUGUUUGAGUGAAGAAGAACAAUGUUAACUAGUGAAGCUAUAUUUCCCCUGUUUGCUUGUAGAUGCUAUUGAAGCUGUGAUAUCACACCAGGCUAUUUAAUCUCUGCAAACACCAUCGCGAAUAGAAUCGAUAUGUAGCUAAUUAUGAAUCUCUUGGUCUUCUUUAAUCAUUACUGUAUCGAACUAUGGAAGAGUUGCAGUAUAUCUUAUGUACCAUUUUUUUUUUUGUAGGUGUAACGUUCGUGAUCACUGUGGAAAUGAAAUCUGUCUGGUGUGAUUAUUUUGGUCUUGAUCUGGAUUUCUGAUCGAAGAAAGCCACGUCGGCAGU